Molecule: messenger RNA, 547 nt
Organism: Cololabis saira (Pacific saury)
Lineage: Eukaryota; Metazoa; Chordata; Actinopteri; Beloniformes; Belonidae
Gene: spmap2l
Product: sperm microtubule associated protein 2-like
Exons: 4
Coding region: 1-492 (163 amino acids)
Source: RefSeq, a predicted model, not a curated record
AUGGCUCAUCUCCGCUUCAGCGCUCGGAGCUGCUCCAAGCGCAAGAAUCCAAUACCUAGCCAAGCACAAAAGAGACUUCUCAGCAAGGGAGGACCACCAGAGGAAAGAGGAGGAGGCAAACAUCUUCAGGAAGACCAAGUAUCCUUCCUCCAAGACGCUGCAGUACGAAAACAUUGUGCGGCUGUCGACACCCAAAACCAGGAGAAGUUGCCCCCAGGAAUCCGGAGUGCUUCGUCCAGCGUGUCUUCAGCUUCACGAGCUGCUCGAGUCUCUCAGAGACUCGUCCGGCUGUCGCUGCCCAGACUGAAGGAGAGCAACAUCUGCUGCCAGCUGGGUCGCCCCGAGGAGCCCGUCUGGACCGUUUCUGGUACAGCGAAGAAAGCCACGGCAAGUGUCCGCGUGGAGAUGCUGGCAGCGCCGAGGCGGCUCUCCGAGGACUACGUUCCUCCACGAGAAGCUGAGUGGAGUCGCAGAGAUGCCCGGUCCACCUGAGCACCCGCUGGGAGGACGACCAGUCAGAGACUCCAGCAGAAGUACUGGAGUUGAG